This is a messenger RNA of Scheffersomyces coipomensis, 2535 nucleotides long. It is a transcript of the gene NPR1, whose product is annotated as serine/threonine protein kinase. Gene Ontology annotation, cellular component: cytosol. Gene Ontology annotation, molecular function: ATP binding; protein serine/threonine kinase activity. The transcript has a single exon. The record is from RefSeq and is a predicted model, not a curated record. Gene Ontology annotation, biological process: intracellular signal transduction; protein phosphorylation. Lineage: Eukaryota; Fungi; Ascomycota; Pichiomycetes; Serinales; Debaryomycetaceae. Bases 1 to 2535 code for a protein of 844 amino acids.
AUGGAUUUAGAAAAGCCUGCCUUUGCUGCUACUACCACUAGUAGUAUAUCUUCAAACAGUAAACAACCAAUAAGUUCCUUAACCAAACUUUUAUCUGAAUCAAAUUCAAAUCUAAGUAGUCCUCUUGUUUCCAAAAAUCAUUCCACUACAUCGUUACAUAAUCAUCAACUACAACAAGAAAAUAUCGAUGAAGAAGAUCAAUUGGCUUAUGAACAAGAAAAAGAUGACUUACCUCCAUUAUCCAUAAACAUCAAUAAUGGUUCAUCGGCUGCAGCUGAAUCAAAUACUCAAGUGGUUGAUGGCUUUGAUCCAUCUCCUGGAACUUCAACUGGUGCCCCUUUUACUCCAGUAUCUCCUCAAACAAGACCUUUCCAUUCCACUUCAGUAAGUAAUGGAAAUUUUGCUUUUCAAAAUAAAGAACGUCCAUCAGCAGUAACUUCAAAUUCAAGUCCAAGAAUCGUAAGAACAAAUUCAAUAUCUCAUACUUCAUUCUUUGCUACCGGUGGUUAUGGUGGUGAAAGUUUGUCCAUUUCUAUUCCUUAUGGUGCUCCCGGAGGUAGGAAUAGUAGUCAAUUAUCUUCAUCCAUAAAUACUACAAAUUCAACCAAUUCAACCAAUAACAUAACCAAUGUUAGCAAUAUUUCAGGAUCUUCAAGUUUUGUUGAAUCAACUUCUCAUAUACCUAACUUACCAAAUGGUCAACCAAUUCAAUCUAUUCAUAUCCAAUCUCCUCAAGUGACUUCAGGAUCAAUUGAACCAAGAUUCGUUAUUUCAAAACAAAGAGUCGCCCAAGCUCAAGCUGCGCAAGCUGCUCAGGCAGUAUCUUUAAGUUCAUCCCAAAGAUCGGGUUCUCAAUCUGGUUUAUCAUACUUUUUCGCUAAUAAAAAUAAGCCAAAAAGAGAAUCUUCUUCAACUGAUUUAGGAUCAUUCUAUAACAAUUCAUUCCAAGAUCAAGCUAUUGCAAGUUCUCCCAAUUCACUUUCAUCAACCGAAUCAAAUGUAUCAUUCACAACUCAAUCAAGACAUAAUUCAAUGGCUAAUUUAAAGAGAUUCUUUAAAAAAUCCCAAACUCCUAUCCAAACUCCGGCCGUAUCAAACUUAUCAAGCUCAUUAAGAUCAGCUAGUGCCGUUAAUAUCCCAAACAAUAGUGGAUCAAGUACCCCAACUUCAUUUGGUGGUGGUCCAACUAUUUCAGCAUCAGUUUCAAAUGCAUCAUAUUCUCAGUCUCCUGGAACUGGAUUUACCGUUGGUUCAGCAUCAGUUAGUAGGUCAUCAUCUAUCUUACAACAUAAAAUCAGUUAUCAAGAACGUAGACAAUCAGUUCUGACCCUUAUAAAUCCUCAACAACAAUUACCAUUUUCAAAAAGAUAUAGUAAAUUAGGUGAGAAUUUAGGAGCAGGAGCUGGUGGUUCAGUUAGAUUAGUUAAUCGAUUAUCUGAUAAAAAAGUAUUUGCCGUUAAAGAAUUCAGAGCUAAAUAUCAAAAUGAAACAAAACGUGAUUACGCAAAGAAAAUCACCGGUGAAUAUUGUAUUGGUUCUACUUUAAAACAUCCAAAUAUCAUUGAAACUGUUGAAAUCUGUUAUGAAAAUGAAAGAAUUUAUCAAGUUAUGGAAUAUUGUGAUUAUGAUUUAUUCGCUAUUGUGAUGUCCAAUAAAAUGUCUCGCGAAGAAAUCAAUUGUUGUUUUAAACAAAUCUUAUCCGGUAUUCAUUAUUUACAUUCCAUGGGUUUAUCUCAUCGUGAUUUGAAAUUGGAUAAUUGUGUCAUUGAUGUAAGAGGUAUAGUUAAAAUCAUUGAUUUUGGUUCGGCCGUAGUGUUUGCAUAUCCAUUCACUAAAACUUUAAUUGAAGCUCAAGGUAUUGUAGGUUCUGAUCCUUAUUUAGCUCCCGAAGUUUGUGUGUUCAAUAAAUACGAUCCAAGACCGGUUGAUGUAUGGUCAGCCGCUAUAAUUUAUUGUUGUAUGAUGUUAAAGAAAUUCCCUUGGAAAGUACCUAAAUUAUCCGAUAGUAGUUUCAAAUUAUUUGCUACUAGAGGUGAAUACGUUUCUAUUAGUGAAAUGUUAAAGAGAACUCCAGCUGAUGUAGCUUUAUUAAAAGAACAAAAGGAAAAGGAAUCAAAUGAAGAAAACAUAACUCCUCCAGCUGAAUCAAAUGGAAAUACAACUCCAGCUGUAUCAUCACCAUUAAAUAACUUGGAUGAUAUCAAACAAGAAGUUGAUAACGCUUCCAAAGCAGAAACUCCAGAUGGUAAACCUCACACUUCAUCAGAAACCGGUGCGGGUAGAUUAUUAUUAGCCUUACCUGAAGAUUGUCGUCCAUUGAUUGGUAAAAUGGUGGAAUUACCGCCAGCAUGCCGUAUUUCAAUUGAUGAAUGUUUCAAUGAUGAAUGGUUGAAUUCAGUUAGUAUGUGUACUGUCGAUGAAAGAUUCCAUCCUGAAGGCAAUACUUUUGAAGUUAUCAAAUGUGAAGAUCAUGAACAUACUCAAGUUGAUCAAUCUAAAGCUCAUAUUGCUGCCUUUGAAAAGAAAAAGAGAUAA